Molecule: messenger RNA, 4464 nt
Organism: Raphanus sativus (radish)
Lineage: Eukaryota; Viridiplantae; Streptophyta; Magnoliopsida; Brassicales; Brassicaceae
Exons: 7
Coding region: 258-3494 (1078 amino acids)
Source: RefSeq, a predicted model, not a curated record
AUGAUAUAAAGGCAAAGUUAUGUGAGUGUGUGGCCCUUGUCAAACUUCGCAUCUCUCUCUUGAAGCAAUUAGCUGUACUUUCCUGUAAACUGCUGCCUACUCAAAGACCUCUCCAUCACUCUUGUGCUUGUAUCUUUCAUCGGAAACUAUACAGUUGACGCCCUUUUUCUCUCCAUCAGACAGAUCUGGCAAGUGUUUGGUGGAGUUAAGCUUGAAACAGGUACAAUCUUUGGGACAUUUAUUUCGAGCGACACACUAUGUCUGGAAACCAACAGCCUCAGAUCAGCCUGCCUACAUGGCGGUACAGUGAUUUCAAUGCUGCUAUUCCCAUCAAGAAGAGGAAGUACUUUGUGCAGCCGGAAGCAGCAGGAGCCUCGACACUUUUGGAUAAUAACAAUCCACAAGGUGAUACUAGGAGUGCUCUGGAUCCAUCUGAUAAGACUCAUGUCAAGCAGAAAAUGACUGGUGAGGGAUCUAGGAUCAAUAUUGGUAAACCAAUCCCUUACUUGUCUCCGUCUGUUUUGGCCGGAAAAAAUGCUGAUAAACCGGAGAGUGUUGGGAACUUAGUUCCUGACCAAAUUAGAGUGAAAGUUGAGGAACCAGUUAACUCCAGUGCUUUGGCAGCCUCCUCUGAGGUCCCUCCUUCCAGUUCUGACAUAGUUGGCAAUUCACUUCAUUCUUCUCUGGGAAAGCUUCCUAUGAGAGCUGAACAACAUUCUGGUGUUCUUAAGACCCGUGACAUUGUUAGGGAGACAUGUGGCAAUGAAACUCUCAGAGGAGAGUGUCAGACACAAGCAUCUGCUGGUGCGGGUACUGUUGCCUUGCGGCUAGGUUCUAUGACUCCAUACUUGGAGAACCAAGAGCCUACAGCACUGAAUUUGUCGUUAAGCAAGGGAGUUUGUGCCCCUCAUGACCCGGAUUUUAUCUCUACUUGUACCGAACCUGGCAUUCACAAUGUUGUGAGCAGAUCGAAUUGGGAUUUGAAUACUACCAUGGAUGCUUGGGAAGAUGGUCUUGAUCGCAAGACUAGAGUUAAGACAACUGGUGCCUUCUUAAACAGUAACAACACAGGUUGCCCUGACAUGGAGACAUCAAUUAAUGUUAUUGCAAAGUCUGUAUCUGAAAAACAGAAAGAACAUAUAGGGGUUAAGUCUCCUACUGUGGCUUUGCCGCUGUUUGAUCAUCAGGUUAAGUCCACUAGUUCGCUUAGUCUAGGCCUCGGUGCAUAUCCUCCUGUUGAGAAAUCUCCUUCUCUAUCAGCUACCACAUCUGAGGCAAGAUCUUCCUUUACAAGUUCUUCCAGACCAGUUAUGAUUGCUGGUAAUGUGAACUCGGUAAACCUUAGGACUGUGAAGUCAGAAGUGAUUGACGAGAGUGUUCAAGUUGAUCCGAUCGGUAACAGAGUGAGCCAGGAUGUUGUUGUUAGAUUGAGACAAGAAAAUAGUCUCGGAUCUGGCAGUUUGAAGCCUGUGGAUUCGGUAUCAGUUAAGGCUGAGCCAAAUAACUUCACUCAGUCGGUAGCUUUCAGUAGGAAAGAUGGAACGUUGAAUCAUCUCCAUAGACCAUUAGUGGAAUCAAAUGAUUUGCCUACGAGUUUUACGCCAAAUCAGAAGGAUAAAUACAUACCUUCUUCUAGUGGUAUCGGCAAUGCGCUAAUGUCCUUGAAUGUAAUGACGAGAAAUCCAGGCCAGAGUUCUGGUCAAGGAGAUCAUAACCUCAAUGCAUCAGGUGUGAAUGAUACCGUGACCAAAGAUAAAGUUCUAGAUGAUUGCAAGACUUAUGUUUCUCCUGAUACUGAUGAACUUCCUAUGAGUGGUGAAGAAAAGAUUGUUUUAUCUGGUAAGGACGACGAGAAGGUCCAGAGACCAGUUGCCAUGCUUACAGAAGGUAAUGAAAAUGAACAAAGGGAUAUUACUGUUCCAUCUGACGGUAACAAUCAAGGGAGUCAAGCUGCACUUCUUGGUAAUACAGGUUAUAAUGAAGGCCGGAUAGUUCAGGGUGGUGAACACUCAACUCAUCAAAUCAUUCAUGCUAGUGAAGGAGUGUCAGGCGUGUCUACAUUAUCAGGCGGGAACGGUGAUAACCCUGAAACAGUAGAUAACAACAACAGUCCAGUUUCUCACAAGGCAGAGAUGUCUACUUUUGACGAUGAUCCUCUUAUGGAGUUGAGUGAAGGUAGUCCGAAUCGAGUUAAGACACUAGAUGCUUCAGACAGCUUUGCGGAAAGAGAUAGAUUGCCUGAUUUCUCACUUGGACAGCGGAAAUAUCAUUCGAGAUGGAGUGAUGAGUCCUGCAGCUUCUCGCGUGAGAGGUACCAUGGCAAAGCUAUAAGAAGCCCAAGAUUAAAUUUCAUGCCUCACAAAAGGAGGUUCUCUGAUGAUACAGAAAGCAAUCUGCAUGAGAGGGACACAAAAAAUUUUGAGUCCAAUAGUUAUGAAAACACUCGUCGGGGUCGUGGUGGCGCUUUUACGUUUAAUUCUUAUAGAGGGAGACGGCCUGCAAACGAUGAAGGAACCUCUUUUCCCCACCACUCCUUUACGAGAAGAAACGCUAGCUUUUCAUAUAGACCAACAAACAAAGAGGAUGCAUCUGAGUUUCACGGUUUUAGAGACGGUGAGAAGUUCACAAGGGGAAUGCAAUCCAACAGUACGGAGCAGCAGCCAAUGUUCAUGACUCAAUCACGUCCCUAUCGAGGUCGGAAUAGUUUUGGUCGUGGUGGACGAACAAACUUUUCAAACAACUCCAAACGAGACUUUCAUGGAUUUCGUUCACGGUCUCCAGUUAGAUCAAGAGACAGGUCAGCUGGUCCGUCCUCGUCAUUCAGGAACAGGUCACAGGAAGAUUUCAGUGAGAACACAGACUUUUCUCGUCGUAGAUCACCCUCUGGUUACAGAACGGGGAGGCUAAGCUCGCCUGAGCAUUCUGGUUAUCCAAGGGAAGGCUUUGUCAGAAGGCACAACUCUCCGCCUUACUCGCAUAGACCGAAUGCUGGAAGGGGACGUGGUUAUGAAAGGGGGAGAGGGUAUGCAAGGGGCAGAGGUUAUGGAAGAGAUGGCAUCUCUUUUAGGAAACCAUAUGAUCGUGGUGUACAUAGGAACUUGAACAACUUUGAUCCUCGAGAGAGGGUUGAUUAUGGUGAUGGUUUCUUUGAAGGACCGAUGCAUUCUGAACGGUUUGGUGUUGAUGGUGGUUCUGAGAGAAGGCAAUUCGGUUAUGUACAUGAUGGUGCCAGCUCUUUUAGACAAUCUUUUAAUAAUGAUGGUUGUGCACCUACUAAUGCAGAGGGUGGUGACCCUGAAGCUGCAAGGUUUGGACAGAACAAUGGUAUUGAAAAUAGAGGAGAACAAGGGAGUUUAGUGGAGACUGAUGGGAAGAAUAUGAAUUCGAGUGAGAAUGCUUCUGGAAGAAGUAAGAAUAUGGAAGAGGAUGAAACUUCAAAGCACAGUGAAAUUUGGCAACAGGAUGAGCUUGGUGGUGGUGGUGAUGGGUUUUAGAGAAAAGAUUAUUCUUCAGUUUGCAUGAAUCUUCUAAGACCAGGAAGAUUUUUAGUAUAGUGAAUUAGGUACCAAACGAAAGUUCUGUGGUUUGCCAUGGAUGAGGCCAGUUAGUGGCUGAUAACUGUGGACAUUCCAAUAGCUUGGUCAGUGCUUGCCUGUGUAUAUAUACAGCUCUUCUCUUGUGGUAUAACGUGACUGGUCUGAUAGAUAUGAGGCGAGGAAUGACUAAGGUGUUAGAAGAGACACUUUCCUCUUGUUGAAAUAUAUGCCAGACAUUUAGCUCCAUACACCUUUUUAGACAGGCAAAAAAUGCAGGUUUCGAUGAAUGGAGUCUCUUUGGCAAAGCACUAGAGUGCAGUAUUCGAAGUUGGACCUGGCAAGACAAUAAUGACUAACCCCUACUAUAUGGAUGAGCUAUGACUGUUUUUGGCUUAGAACAUUCAUUUUCAUCUGGAAUAACACCAGGUGAUGAAUUCUUCUAACAUGUCGUCAUCAAUUCAACGUUAGGUACGCCCAAGAUGAUUUUGAUAAGUACACAUCUUUGUGGAACUUGAAGUAUAAGCUACACCCAGCUUGCUUGAAAUGUUGAAACAGUCACUGAUUAUCUGCUGUUGGAAAGGGGUUUACUGGCCAUGUACAAAACAUACUGUAAAACUGCUCAAGUUGCUACCACCUUUGACCUUUUGGUUUGGUAAAUGACUCCUCUCUUUUUUUCUCACUUCAUGUGAGUUUGAACUUCGAAAGUGCUUCUCACCAUAGGUAACAUAUUUCUGAUUGAUGUUGCCUAUCAAGUGUAGGCAUGUGAACAACUCAUGCCAUGGAGUUUCGCCUGUUUUAACCAGUAGAUGUUGUUGAUGAAGUGUUGGGAACUAGGAGAGAGUCCAGCAUUCUGAUUUGGAAUGUCUGAGUUUGUAUUAUAUUAUACACUUCUUAUUUCUGAGGCAAGUUUAUGAAGCUUUUUAGAGGA